GUCAAAUAAACCCUGCGGAUUAGAACACAUUGUAAGACUUCCACCUGGAUAUAUUCAAAAUUGGACUUGAAAUGGACGCCAUUGAGAAAACCAUCGUUGGGACUUGGAGCUAUGUUGAACAAGAUGAUAUGGAGCCAUUCCUAAAUGCAAUAGAGGCUCCUGAUUUCGACAAGAAUGCUAUGAUGAGCAGUCGUCCCAGACUCACUUUUGCAGUGGAAGGGGACAAAAUUGUGUUCACAAACACCCCGAAUCCCACAACAGACCCGUCAUCCGUCAUCUCAUACAAGUGCGGCCUUGGGGAAGAGAUCACUAUUGGAAUUACUCAGAAUGUCAAGAUGCGUUUUGAGUGGAAAGAUGGAAAGCUUGUUCAGCAUAUGCAUCCGACCACGAUGAAGAAGGGUACAAUUGAAUACUCCCUCAAUGACAAAAGCCAACUAUUGAAGGUAUACAAGUACAGCCCAGAAAAUGGUGGCAGUGAUGUGACAGCUACUAUCAAGUUUGAAAAGGCCAAAUGAACAGACAUUCAACCAUACAAUGUGUUUGUGUUCAAUGUAACAGGUCAUUAUAACUCACAGGUGGAUAUGAGAAUGACUUUAUUGCUUGAACUAUUGUAACAUCAAACUACUGUUUGCAAAUGAACUCAGCACUUUAAGGUUUAGAAGCAUAGAAUGCACGAGGCUUUUGUUCUGCCAAAACACACUUGACUUUUUAAUCCUUUAUAGUUCAAUAUAAAUUUUGUUUUUCUUUUAAA
Messenger RNA from Mya arenaria, 751 nucleotides. RefSeq lists its product as uncharacterized. The transcript is spliced from 5 exons. The record is from RefSeq and is a predicted model, not a curated record. The coding region runs from base 72 to 515 and encodes 147 amino acids. NCBI's taxonomy places the organism in Eukaryota, Metazoa, Mollusca, Bivalvia, Myida, Myidae.